Molecule: messenger RNA, 12658 nt
Organism: Malaya genurostris
Lineage: Eukaryota; Metazoa; Arthropoda; Insecta; Diptera; Culicidae
Gene: Nlg3
Product: neuroligin-4, Y-linked
Exons: 11
Coding region: 1107-3746 (879 amino acids)
Biological process (GO): postsynaptic membrane assembly; synaptic vesicle endocytosis; modulation of chemical synaptic transmission
Cellular component (GO): postsynaptic membrane; synapse; cell surface
Molecular function (GO): signaling receptor activity; neurexin family protein binding
Source: RefSeq, a predicted model, not a curated record
GCGGAUCCUAACUGAUCGGAGCGUCACGUGCGUGCGAAAUAGGUCAUUUUUCGAAACCUGCCCCACUGCCUAAAGGGUUUGUGCUGCGUCAGGGUGGCAAAAUGGUUCACGGAAACGUGAGGUGAACUGCGACGUUGAUGUGUGUAGGUGUGAAAGCUCCCCAUCCUAAGCGUACCAUUCAGCAUCCCCAUCCUAAGCGUACCAGGCAGGUAGGCAGGCAUGCAUAGGAAGCACCAGUCAAAAGAAAAACAGUCGACAAGUGGGACGAGCGGAUUUUGCUGUGCUUAAGCGCUGUUUGCAGUAGUGAAUUAUGUCAAAUUAUUGUCGUUACUAGCGGUAGGUCUAGGUUCAUGUGUAUACAAAGCGUCCAGAUAGAAGGCGAAGAAUUGCAAUGGAUCUAAUAAGGAUUACCACCCGAGGAUACGGAUAGCUAACGAUAGCAUUUCCAAGUGGAUAGGCAGUGAUUCGGUGCUGUUAGGCGACGGUGGUGCUACAGUUUGCGAAUAUUGAUUUAUGGAUGUCCCCGCGGUAAGAAGACCAAGGAUACGCAACCACCCAGGAUAUACGUGCAAAGAAUGAGAGUGUUGUGUGUCCGAUGCUUUCGCGUGAACGUGAAACAAUGUCGAGGGGAAAUAAGUCCUUACCGGGAAGCACUAGCGAAAAGGUUAAAGUGUUAUUCAGCAUUUCAUGGUGAAGUUUUGAGUGCUGUGUGCUAAGAAUAGAGGUAUCGAAUCGCGGAUAAGAGUGAAUGAUGGAUUAAUUGCCAGAGAGGCAGUCAAGAGGAAAUCAAUCCUGUGGCGGAGGAUGUUUUGCCCAAUCCUCGUGGUUGUGUCGCUUUGAGUGAAAUGUGAGAAAUCCGAAACAAAGAGAAUAUCACCCUCAUGUGUCCUUCGUCAGUGGAUUGCCUACAAAUCAGUGAUAGUGCCAUCGAUAGAAGAAGGCAAAAAUGUGAAUGCUAUGAGAUUUGUCAGUUUGUCAAAAUAGGCGACGGACGGAGCAUUAUGCUCUGGUGCGAAAGUGGGCCGAAGAAUAUAAAACAUAAGUACAUAUAUAUGCCAAAUGAGUAGAAAUGAUGUCAACAAUCCUGUAGCGUGAUCCGCAUAACCAUGUUGAUACCACUAGUGAUAAUCAUUCCCCUAUUUGCCUCGAGUGUCUCUUGUGGUGGCAAUAGCGACGAGAAUGAUUCCGUGAAGAAAACGACUUCACGUGUCGUGCAUAUUAAAUACGGCUCGGUAUCCGGCACCAUCGAACAUCUGGAUGGGAGACAUCUGGAUCCGGUGGAGGCGUUCCGAGGAAUUCCGUAUGCCUCGCCUCCCGUAGGCACAUUGCGCUUUAUGCCUCCGGUAACUGGGGCACUCUGGUCCGGAGUCAAGAAAGCGGAGAGAUUCAGUCCAGUGUGUCCACAGCGUCUUCCCGAUAUCGCUAAUGAAACAGCGGCACUGGAACGAAUGCCCCGAGGUAGAUUAGAAUAUUUAAAACGACUUUUGCCGUACCUUAGGAAUCAAUCGGAAGAUUGUCUGUACUUGAACAUCUACGUUCCAACCCAAGCGGGCUCCCGAGAGAACUCUGGUGCUCAAAAGUAUCCGGUGAUGGUUUUCGUCCACGGUGAGUCUUACGAAUGGAACAGUGGCAAUCCGUACGAUGGGUCCGUGCUAGCCAGCUACGGACAGAUUUUAGUAGUUACAAUCAAUUACCGUCUAGGAAUAUUAGGAUUUUUAAAUGCCAACAUCAACCGGUUCUCAAAAGCACCGGCCAACUACGGUCUGAUGGAUAUCAUUGCGGCCCUCCAUUGGAUCCAGGAAAACAUCGAUAGCUUCGGGGGUGACCCACGAACCGUUACACUGGCCGGCCAUGGGACCGGAGCCGCGUGUGUUCACUUUCUCAUCGCUUCAGCUGCCGUACCAGAAGGUCUCCUGUUUCAUCGAGCAAUCCUGAUGUCGGGCUCUGGAUUGGCUCCGUGGUCCCUCGUGGGCGAGCCAGCCAAAUUCGCCGCGCAUGUAUCGCAUCAUGUGAAUUGUUCACCCGACCUACCUCACCAGACGCUGCUCAAGUGUUUACGGGACAAACCACUCGAUGACGUUUUAUCAACACCGGUUCGAGCACCGGAUUUCGGAAACGCCUUCGGACCAAGUGUGGAUGGAGUGGUAAUUGACCCUGGCGAGAUUCAGCAGAUGGAUGGGUCCCAUUACAGUGAUUACAGUGCACCCGCGGCACCCAAACCGUCAACCCAUCUUCACAACACGCUCAACACUAUCAACGCGAUCCUUUUACGUAAACUAGCUAUCAACAAAUUAUCCAAAUAUGACGUGCUGGUGGGGGUAACCCGAGCCGAAGCCUAUUUCGUAUUCAAUUCCGAAGACGUGCAGUACGGCAUUGAAGCCGACCGAAGAUCGAAGAUCUUGAAGAACUACGUCAAGAGUACCUAUAGCUAUCACCUUAACGAAAUACUAGCCACCAUAGUUAAUGAGUACACUGACUGGGAAAGGCCCAUUCAACAUCCCAUCAAUAUAAGGGAUGAAACACUGGAAGCGUUGAGCGAUGCCCGGGUAGUAGCACCCGCAGUUCAAACCGCUGAUCUACAUUCGGCAGACCAUCGAAACUCGUUCCUGUACGUAUUCGACUAUCAAACAAAGUUUGGCGAUUUCCCACAGCGACAAGGCUGCAUUCAUGGGGAAGACCUGCCGUAUCUAUUCGGAGCACCGCUCGUCGGAGGAUUCAACCACUUCACCAGAAACUACACGAAAUCCGAAAUUGCGCUGUCGGAAGCGGUCAUGAUCUACUGGUCCAACUUUAUCCGCACCGGAAACCCGAACGAGCAACUCGAAAAUGACCACAUACGGGACCGGACCCGGUUUAAAAACAUCGAAUGGACGCCGUACGAAAGCGUGCAUAAAAAAUUCCUAAAUCUAGAUACGAAACCGAAACUGAAAAAUCAUUACCGCGCACAUCGACUGUCAUUUUGGCUCAAUCUGGUGCCAGAUUUACAUAAGCCUGGCGGCGAUGAUGUGCCCAGCUCACACCACGCGCUCGAGGAUGACGAAGAGGAAAACGUACCCGUGCCGACGGUGAAGCCACUUAAUCCUCCACUGCGAGACCCAACGACUGCCAAUUCCAACUUUUCCCUUUUCACCACACAAGUAUUUUCUCUGCUAAAUUUUUCCACUUACGGGAUUAACAAUAGCGCCAGUCGUCACAACGUCCAUAAGCCGAUUCCGGUGACAGCGGAGUCGUCGGAGGGGUCCGAAGAUGACGGGGGUGCUUCACCACAGGAGGACGGUUUCGCCGCUUACAGCACGGCGUUGAGCGUGACGAUAGCAAUCGGAUGUAGUUUGCUGAUACUGAAUGUUCUUAUUUUUGCCGGUGUUUACUAUCAACGUGACAAAACGAGGUUAAACGAUUCGAGAAAUAGCAAGAAACGUAACGAAAACGGUCAGAUGCCGAACAAUAUUUGCGGUGAACUGGAAAGUUUGACCAUUCACGCGAAAAGCGACCCGUCAACGAUACUGGGACAUCACCAUGCCUUACAGCAUCAUCAGAUGCCGCCACCGGAGUUUGCCGAUCUGCCACAACGGGCACCACCGCCACCGAAGCAUAUUAAAUCGGUUCCGGAUGGGACGAUACUGUCGCAACAUGCGUUACAACUGAUCGGUAGCAAUUGCGGGACGCUGACGAAAAAGAGCUGCGUCAAGUCCAACUUGACUACCUCCAAUCAGGCACAGAAUGCGAUGGACGAGCUACGAGUGUGACGUUAAGUAUCCUUUGCCAUCGAGAAGCAAUCUCGAUGCGAGCACCGGCAGCAGCACCACCAUCAUCUCCGCCAGCAGGACAAAUGCCGAAAGCAUCCGUAUGCCGAGUAUCAGCAUUACGAACACCACCACCACCACUACCAUCAGCAUAACCACCCCGAACUACAAGAGCAGCAGUUGUAAUGCAAUGCCGGCGCUUCAUAGUUUUAAAUCCAUGAUGCCAGGAGUUCGGUACACGAGAAGUGUUAUCAAUUAAUUAUUAAUUGAUGGGCGUACUUAGGUAUAAAUCAAUAAUGAAUAAAAAAAAUUGUGUACAUAAUACGUAUAGGAGAUACUGCACUUACACCGACACCGGGCUCACUCAUUCACUCCGUCGCUGUCUCUGUAAUGACUUUUGCUCGCUCUGUUACGAUUUUAUACGAAAAAGAACGGAAGGAUGUGAAUAAUAAAUUGCACUACUAGCAUCUUAACCGGGAAGGGGAGGCUGGAGGUUAGCAUCCAGCUCGGAAGGUUUCUGUUUUAUUCAAGUGGUGCUUUUUGUUCCCUUCACUUUUUGUAUAUAAAUCGGAAUUCCACGAUAUAAUUUAUAGCCGGAAAGCAGAGAGAAAAAGAAGUGAUUAUUAAUUGACAUGAACCCACUUGGCGAGUGAGAUAUUCAGCAGUUCAAAUUGUUGGCCUUUGCUGCUAUGAUGUUUUUUUUUUGUUUUUAUGUUGAACUGGAGCUUCAUUACAUGCGUACUGUUGGUUAGAAACCGUUGGCAAGGAUCGCGGUAGACCCAACUUUUCCAUCUGAUUGACGGAAGCCUCAUCAACAUUCCGACAUAGUUGUUUGUAUUGAGGAAUUAGAACAGCUAUCUAAUUUAUUCACGCUCUUCUGAUUUACAAGGCAACGUAAAUAAACUCUUCUGAUGAAUGUAUGCAUUACAUUUAUAUGACUCGCAUGUUUGAACGCGUAGGGUUUUCUUUUACCAACUGGUAUAUUCACAAUUUGUAUUGAUAUUCCUGAGUAUGAAAAUAUUUUUUUAGAAACAAGUUGCUCUCAUAACCAGUAAGUAUACAGUUCACUCCGAAGGAUCACCAGUACAGCUUCAUUAGAACUGGAAUUGAUCAGCAGGAAUUGAUUUUCUGUAAAACUCUAUGUAACAGUUCAUUACAAAAAUCAUUUAAAAUUCUGCUUAUAUUAAUCUUGAUUUCCGUACCGACUAUUUCGGCAAUCACGAUAGAGCAUCUUCGUUCGCUAUCCUUUCCUUCUUCGUAAUUCGAAGCAGUUACGUGUUCAUCCUCGGCAAAAACUUUUCAGGUCUGCUAUCGGAAUCAGGCUGAGAACUCGGAAGCAAUCUAAUGAUGAAAUCUUGAUUGCACUGCCGUCUUGAUGUUUUAUUUUGUAGGAAAAAUACGCAUGUAAUCACGAAUGUGCUUAUUUCUACCGUCGCAGCCUUUUGCGAAAGGUAACCGAAAUCAUUUACCUGGACAGUGUAUCAAGAUCUUACCGAAGGUUAACGGGAUACGACCAGGUGAAACACGAAUACGAUUUUGAAUUUGGUAGUGGGGACGGGUAUAGCGUGAUGGGUAAGUCGAUGCCUUUCACGCAGCCCACCUGGGUUCGAUUCCCAACCCCUCACAUAUGGUCGGAAAAUUUUUCUGGUCCGAGGAGUCGAAUGACCUGAAGGUUAAAACCUCUAUAAUCGAAAUUGAAAAAAAUGGGAGUGUACAUUGCAAAAACUCGUUUCAAUCCACCUAGUUAUGCGAUGACGUCUUUCUCAUAUUAUUCAUAUUCUAAAAGAUAUUACAGAGGGAUUCUUCAAAACACUUUGUAUUGAAUCUUGAAUGAAAAUAAAAAAAAUUGAACACAAUCUUCUAGUUCGGAAUAAGAUUUAAUUUCUUUUCGUUUUUCGCUUCAUCGCUCUAAAAGACAGUUUGAAAUUUGAAAACGCGCUUUACCCUGCAACUCUGAGAUCGAAAGUCGAUCAAAUUUAAUAGCAGUUCAUUGAACUGUAGGUCCUUUUAUUCAAGUCGAAGUAUGCGAAAAUCGGUUUAUGUAUUUUUGCGAGAAUGGAGUGAGUUCCAAUUGUUGGAAUUUUUGACCACUACUACGGGAACUAUAUAGCCGAAAUCGGAUCUUUUGAUAAGCAACUAACAUAAACUAAAAGUUGAACUUUUCCGAUUUUUGCAUCGUAACUUUAUAUGACGGUAUGAUAUUUUAAACAUACUUUACCUUACAAUUUAGAAACCGGAAGUCGGAUUAAUUAGCAAUACACUGCAGAACCUUUAAAUUGAGCCUACGUUUGUGAAAAUCGCUCCAGACAUCGCUGAUAAAAUUAAGUGAGUAUAUUUUUUCGAUAAACAUUAUAUCAGGUGUACAACUUUGCUUCCACCUUUUUCUCCAAAAUUAAAAACUUUAUUGCGAAAAAGUGCUUACAGAUGUAUUUUUCAAAGUAUAGUCCGUCGCUAGCGACAACUUUCUCCCAUCUUUCCGGCAAUUUUCGGAUCCCGGCUCGAAAAAAGGAGUCAUCUUUUGUCACUAUCCAAGAAGCAAUCCAUUUUUCCAACUCUUCGAAGGAUUGAAAAUGUUGUUCUGCCAGGCCGUGUGUCAUCGAACGGAAUAGGUGGAAGUCAGAAGGGGCGACAUCUGGGGAAUACGGCGGGUGGAACAAUACAUCCCAUUUCAGCAUUUCCAGGUACUUUUUGACCACUUUUGCGACGUGAGGCCGAGCAUUGUCGUGCUGGAAGAUGACUUUGUCAUGUCGCUCUUGAUAUUGUGGCCGCUUUUCUUUUAGCGCGCAACUAAGGCGCAUCAGUUGCGUUCGGUAGCGAUCUCCUGUGAUGAUUUCACACGGUUUUAAGAAUGCCCGGGCUUUCCCCAUGAUUUUCUGCGUUUAGGAUUAUCGUAUCGAACCCACUUUUCAUCACCGGUUACGAUUCGAUGUAAAAACCCCUUACGAUUUUGUCUUUGAAACAGUUGCUCACAUACAAAUAGACGGCGCUCGAUGUCCCUCGGUUUCAACUCGUACGGCACCCAAUUCCCUUCUUUCUGAAUCAUGCUCAGGGCCUUGAGACGUUUUGAAAUGGCUUGCUGGCUCACUCCCAACGAUUCGGCUCUCUUGGGUUUGGCACGAUUGUUCAUCAAGCAAUGCUUCUAGUUGUUCAUCUUUGAAGGUUUUUUCUCUUUCACCACCAUGUUUGUCUUCGACAUCGAAAUCACCAUUUUAAAAACGUUGAAACCACUCCCGACACGUUCUUUUUCUUAGAGCAGCAUCACCGUAAGUUUCUGAGAGCAUUCGAUGCGCUUCAGCUGCAUUUUUCUUUCGAAUUGUAACAGAAAAGUAAAACUUCCCGCAAAUGGCUAGAAUUGGGCACAUAAACAGACAUUUUCGAGCGUGAAUAUUACGAAAACAAGAACAACUGUCACUGAAACGGCGAUGACAAUUCGUUAGGCACUGUACACACUCACUCUAAAGACAUUAUCAUCUAUGUAUUUUGACCAGCCUCAGCCGGUCCAACAACCGGAAAACGGGGCGGAAGCAAAGUUGUACACCUGAAAACCUGAAAAGAAAUUUCAUUUCGUUAGUCGAGCCGACAGAAGCUAAAUACGGUCACCGAUUCAAAAAUAAUGUUAUGUUAAAUUUGAAUUGCUUCGAAUUCUAUAUUAACUAUAUUGCUUACUACAUUCAAAAUAAACCGAACUUUUUCUAAAUAAGAGAUACUUUCGAUUUGCAAUAGAAUGAAUAUUUGGACGUUCCCAAUUUAAUGUCCAUGUAAAAAUCGUUAUGCUGGAAAAAUCUCGCACUUUCUCUGUGCUCUCUGGAAAAUUCAUGGUUUUCGUCUGUCCGUCAUUGAUGUAUUCAGAAUCGUUUCUAAAACACGCAUACCACUCAUGAACACAUGGCCAUUUCCACAUAUAUUACCCUGUAAUUUCGGAACCGGAAGACAAAUCGAAAUAAAUUCAGACAUUAUAUGGAAUCUUAACACCUUUCAUUUCAAUUUGAGUUUGAGAAAAUUUGAUAUGAGUGAAGCUAGUGCACAUAUUCUGGAACUGGAAAUCAUAUUCAAAUAAAACCAGCAAUCUUUUUUUUCUCUCCGCGAAAAGUGGAUGUUACAUACACUGGAACCUCAAUAAUCUAACUACAAUUAUAAGCAAAGUAUAUUUGGUUGACUAAGGAAAUCCGUAAGAGAUAUUCCAAGAUCCAAGAAAUACUUGGAAUACUGUCCAUAAGGACUACACUGUGUCACAGCAAGAACUACAUCGGCUAAUGUGUGUUUUUUGUUUGCUGUUCAUAUUUUUGGAGCUACACAUUGCUUACUUGUCUAUUUAUAGCUGUUUCAGGUAUGUUCUAAGUCAUCCAAGAACUUCGGUGAAAGAAGGUCUUAAGAUCUUCACGAGCAAACAGCAGCUUAUGUAUAAUUUUUCAAUGCUGCUUAUAGUCGAGGAACUACAUAUUGCUUACUUGUCUAGUCUGAUCUGUUUCAAAAAUAUUUUCAGUCAUCUAAGAACUGCUGUGAGCCAAGAGUAUGGAACGUGAAGAUUAAGUGCGUUACUGUAUUUUGCUAUUCUGAUAGAUCUACGCCAUCCAAAAACUUCCAUGAAGCUCAGGUAAGAUCUAUCAGAACAGCAAAAUACACUAACGAAAUUAAUCUUCACGUUCCAUACUCGUUUCAUUUCACAAUAAGCCUAUUAAUUGCAUGUGGUAUCACGAGUACGAAGCGACGACAAUAAGUUCGUUUUUGCACUUUGUCAUGGUGAUAGAUCUUAAGGUCUGAACUCCAGAUAGUUUUUGGGCGAACUAGCACUUCUUUAUAAUUCAUCACAAUGAUCCCAUGAAUUCAAUAUGAUACCACGAGUAUGGACCACAAAAAAUAUAUUCACUAUUGUCAUCGGUUUUGUUGGUAGAUCUUAAGGCCUAUAUUCCAAGGAGGUUUUGGAUGGACAAGAACACAGACAUUAUCACAGUAUGUCAAUUUGCUGAAUAUAGUACUACGAGCAUAUACCGCACUCAAAAGUCAUACAAAAGCCUCCAGUCACGCGUUUUUAAUUUAAUUUCUUUUUUUCACAGAAUUCCUGGAUACCUAUGACCUUGACAAGAUUUUAUGAACAAAACAAUUCCGUUUCACAUUUCAUAAUGUUCAAUUCACUGAAGUAUGUUGGAUUGUUUUGUAUACAUUUGAAUAAAAUUUUCCUUCAUUAUGCAAUAACUGUUUUUACGCAAUUGUCGCGUAAAUUGAAAAAAAAAGAAGUUUUUUUUCAAAUCAAACGCAUAAAAAAGGCGCGUAAAUUCAAUUCGUAUAAAUUUAGUUCGCGUAAUUUGGGAUUUUAGUAUACAUACAUUCACAAUAGAGUGCCAAUAUUUAGGUUCAAAUGAAAUUGUUCAAAUUGGUACUUUCAAAUAAAGGGCUUUUUGGUCAAUUGGUUUCUCGUCAAAACAUUUAUUUUUCGUUAAAGGCCAACUUUGUUAAAGGCUUCAUUACCUUCGAAAUGUUGGCCUUUAACGAAAAAUAAAUGUUUUGACGAGAUACCAAAUGACCAAAAAGCCAUAUCUUUAUUUGAAACAACAUUAAUUGAACGCUUCCGCCACAAAUAAAUUGGUACUGUUCAAAUGAUUUGGCAACUUAAAAUAGUCUCUAUUCAAAAUUUAAGACUAAUCGGACAUGGGUAAGUGCUACCACAUCGCCGCCAAAGUUUGAAUAUUUAUAUUGUUGAAAAAUCAUCAAAGGGAAGAGUAGAUACGAAAAACUUGCUUACGAAAUCGAUGUCUUGAAAAUACAUAAUGUGUUGAUUUUUAAAUAAACGAGAUUUCUGAAAGCCACCUUCGUACUAAAUUAGACAGUCAUCCAAACGAAGUUUAAAUCGUAUCUAAAUUAUUUGGACAAAAGCUCUUGGAUAUAGUUUGAUGGUACAUGAUUUCUUUUUCCAACUAAAGCACCAUCCGGAUGGAAAAUAAAUGCACCACCCUAUUAAAAUACCAGAUAUAAAUUAUUAAUCGUGAAGGUCCAAGAAAAUUUUAAGUAAUAUAGGCAAGGAUGGCUUUUAUCGUAUCAAAGAACGUUCACUGGCAACUCUUCAAUGAUUGAAUCAGUGCCAUACAAGAGAAACGGAAAUCAUCGCAACAACAAAAACCUGACAUGGCUCACAUGGCACGCUGCUGUGGGGAUCCUCUCUGAAGCAACAAACGGUCGCCUAUUCUCGUUUCGCGAUUCGAUUCUAUAAUGGAAGUUGAUAAUUGCGAUAGAAUCAUUUUACUAUUCCCGCUUAUUCUAACUAUGUACAUAUAAUCUUUGUAUAAGUUGUAUCUAUGAAAAUAGCUGUAAAUGCUCCCCACAAGCGUUUUGAAAUAUUGCAACCUAGUAUGAGAAUCAUCAAGUAGAAUCAUCGAUUCGAUUUUCUGCGAUAAUUGUGAACUUGCGAUUCUCUCUUGGGAAAUUCCAGCAACGAUCAUUAUCAGACUGUAAAUUUUUUUUAAGAACAUGAAAUACUCAGAGUAUGAAGUUGAGCGAAGAAAUGUAGCAAAAUUCUCUCACGGUUCAUGCAUUGAUAGACUCGAGUUCUUAUAGCAUCUUCUAUCGGAUUGAAAAUGUUGUAUACAAUAUAGAUAGCAAUAUAGCAGCUUCAGUCAAAUUUUCGGCAAUCACCAACACUGACUACAGGGAACAAUUAUUCAGCAAUUAAAAACUCUAGCCUGAUCUCAAUUGAAAACUUUCGCAUUGCCUGUGUCUGGCAUAACAAAAAAUCGAUUUUUGAAAUGUCACUCACUGUAGAGUUUGUCAUAAAAUGUUCACCUCUAAUUUUUAGAAGCAGUAGUAUCAUAACAUUCCUAGAGCAUUCCUAGAUGAACACGGUUGAGUGAUGCCACAUGGAAGACAAAGUUUGAAAAUAUUCAGUUCAGAAAUUUUCGAAUGGACUGUUUUUAAGGUGCUAGAUCAUUUUAAUACUACCGUUAAAAAAAUUUAAUAUGACCUCAAAUGGUGGCACAUAGUGUGCAUUCUCGACAAAAUUAUUCGAAAGGUUUGAAACUCGACCCAUCGGACCUGGAAAGUCGGUUUUCACAUUGAUUGCGUAUCCUUUCUGUAAGAGAAAGGCAAACAGAUUUUUAAUAAAUGUUUAGCAUUUUCUCAAAAAGAAAUCUCAUUACAUAAGGCCAAGAAAUACCUGGCAUGGUAUGGCCAAUCACGACAACAAAGUACGGAGGCAAUCCAUCCUUUAUUGAAAAGUCUUGUCAAGUUACAUCGAGGAAAUUGUUUACACUAGAGUUGAAUCCAAUUUAGAUUGAUUCGAAAGAAAUACAAAAAGUCCAUCAAACGACCAUAACUCAAUUUGUAAACCUUUCGAAGCACGAAGCCUAAUUUCGUUCGACCAGCAGCCGCCAUCGUGAAACUGAGGCGCCAUGAUGCGAAAAAAAAUUCCACUUCGAUAAGAAAAAAUCAUUGUGCCAAAUUGGCUAUGCCGGUAAGGUGAAGAGAAAUAAACAAAUUUUCAACUCAACCUGCUUACUGAGAAGUUUUUUCCAUACUGCUCUUCUGCUCCUUUUCCUGAAUAUUUUACAUUAGCAGAAAAGGCUACACAACAGCAGCUUGGCGCUGAAUUUCCCCCGGUAAGUUUCGAUUUUUCUCUCUACUUUCCUCCCUCACUGUACUGCUGGCAUGGAUCGAGUUGCUCAUUGUUAUCGGAUAGAAUGAUUGAUGAUGGUAUGUUUUCGGUAAAAGUAUUAAAUAUAGGACCAAACGACGUCAUAAAUAUUAGGAAAUUAUAAUAAGAAUAAUUAUAGUAAUACCAAAACUAACAAUAAUUAUAAUGAUUAUUAACCUUCUGUACAUAAUGAACUUCUUCUUACGAUGUAAGUAUGAAAGGCAUAAAAGCUAGACAUGAUGUUCGAUGCAAUUGAACAGAGGUGUAGUAAAAUGGAAUGAUUUAGUAAACUGUUUCUGUGAUGACAAUGACGAGAGGAUUAUCUGCAAUUCUCCGGCCGGAUCAUAUUGUGUUUUUCUGUUAUGCGUAAUUUAAGGAUAAACUUUUUUCUCAUUGUAAAAUGAUUAAUUAGAAUCGGCUCAGUGUUCGAAGGCACUGAGAGCAUGGAUGAAAAUCGUAUCGUACAAAUUAGGACACUUUGAUUAGGGUAGCAGUGAAUGCCGGAAAGUUUCCUCUUUGUUUGACGGCACAGCUCUCACAUAAAAAUUUAGAUGAAAAAUUUUAAUCGUGUUAUGCACAAUAAAACCUAUCAAUCAAGAUUCGGUUCCCAAGAGACGAAAAGGUGCAAACUUUUGAGUGAAUUCAACGGAGCGACUGUAUAUUUGUUAAUUUAUUGUUUAGUCUAAACUUUAGAGCAUUUCUUAAGACUGAAACUCAAAUGUGGGAAAGUAUUUUAAUUGAAAGCAAAAGAAAUGUAAUUUAAUAUAAUAAGAGACGAAAAAGCAGGCAAACUUCAUUAGAAUAAUGAGAAAAACACAAACACUACGAAAAAAGAAGAAAGUUAAGUUCUUCCUUCGGGUGGAACCAGUCCCCCCUUUUAACUGUAAGUAGCUACUAAUGAAAGAAGAGCGAAGGAAAACUUCUCUUGAAACUUAUUUCUCCCAUUUUCCGCUGGAGUGAAAUUCUUGAGAAUUGGCAAAGCCGAAAAAAUGUUCACAUAAGUGAAGUAGGAUUGAUACAAUCUGCUGGAUCCAGAAAAAGAGAGAAGCACAAAAAGACAAAAACCAGAUUCCACAGAAUUAAAACUGGAUGAAAUUAAACCAAACCCUGUAUCUGUAUAUAGCACAGACCCUAAUGAGCUAAUUGGAGCUAAUGAAAGCAAACAACCACACCCACACAACUGAGAAGGAAAUUGAAAAUGUUAAACCAAUUGAAACAAUUCUAGUAUGUAUGAUGAGACUAACACACUCAAAUUGACAAAGAGUUAUUUGAAAAAUAAAAUCAUUGAAAGAAA